CAGGAAGUGUAAUAUUCAGGAAGGAAGAGAUGCAUACAGACAGAGCUGAUUUACCUCGUGCGUCUAAAGGUCCGCUGACUCCCUCCAAGAUGCUUGUGGGAUUUGUCCUUGUUCUCUUCUCCCUGGGAUAUGCAAGCUGCUCUUUCCCCAAGGUGAGCUGUACAAUCAUGAACUUGAAAUAUAUUGACUGUAUCUGGAAUGAAAAUGGGAUCCCAGAGUUCAACUAUACUUUCUACAGUAAGUGGCAGAAGAAAGAAAUGUCAAAUUGUACCACUUACCUACAAGAGGGGGAGCACACCGUGGGAUGCAGGCUAAAUUAUACCAACGGCGAAAAGUUUGAAAAACUCUCCACCUACCUGUCUUUUGACAACCGUUCCUCCGAGACUCUGCAUGACCUUCAAAAUAGAGUGAAACUGAUGCCCCCCCACAACCUGUCAGUAAAGAUGCAAGGCAGCUCUGAGCUGUGGCUGUACUGGAAUAUUAGUGCAAAAAAACACUGUAUGGAGAGUGAGGUAUCCUACAGGAAGGACAUUGACGCAAAGGACACAACGACCGGUGCAUUACCUAGCAUGUCUUUCAACCUGCCCUUCCCAUCAAAGGUAAAUCGUUACACAUUCCAAGUGAGAAUCCGUGUGAUGGAUUCUUGUUUGCAGUCCAACUGGAGUGCCUGGAGCACACCUGUCUACUGGGGUCAAACAAAGCAGGUUAAUAGAACAGAAGCAUCUUAUGGGAACUGGCUGGUAUAUAUGUUACCAAUCGUGGGCUGUGUGGUGGUGGUCACAGUGGUUCUUCUUGCAUUUCAAAAUGAGAGGCUGAGGGUCAUCCUCAUUCCAAUAGUGCCAAAUCCUAGCAAGACCCUGGAUGACCUUCUCUAUACCCAUAAUGGAAACGUGGAGGACUGGCUCCAUAUCUCAAAGGACUUUGUUGAGGGAUUCAAGCCCAACUUCUCUGAGCCUGCCUGUCCCGUACGAGAGUACAACCUUAUUCCGCAGAUGAGCAUCAAUGGUUCAAUGAGUUCUCUUCCAGUUCUGUCGGAUGAAUCAGAUUGCCUCUCCACAUCAUGCUCCACCUCAGUUUCCAGCAUAUCUUGCCCACCAGGAGAUACACCACCUGGCCUUGUCUAAAAAGCCAAAAACAAACCCAUCCCUCUCCAUCAUCCUUAAGCAAAGAGUGUCUUUUUAUAUGCAGACAGCAGAUACUUUAGGGGUCGGCAACAUUUCCCAUGGUAAAACUUUGAUGUAGUGAUUAUUUAAUUAAUGUAAAAACAAUGAAAGCAUUUCAAAUUGAUCAAUUCAAAAGAAUAAAAACAUGAAUGCGGAUGACACAUAACAAUCUAACAAAGUGACUGUGGAGACCGACAUGUAUACAUAUACAGGCGAAUAAACGGAAAUGACAAUCAGGUGAGAGAAUGGAAAUGAGGAAAUAACAAACAGGUGAAAUGGCUGGAGUGUGCGGUACGGAGUGGAACACAACACGGGGUGUGACAAUAGAAAUAAAAACAGAUGAGACAAACAGAUGCGGUGAGAAACACAGAACAGAAAACGACAUGAAAAUAACUGAUGUGAAACAUAAAAAAAUGAAUGAGGGAAAACCACAGAAUUUGACACUGACCCCUGGUUUUAUUAGAUUAGACUAAACUUUCUUUUUAUAUUUCAUUUUUUUAUAUGCUCUUUAUGUACUCUAUAUAUAUAUUAUAUACUCUUAUGAUCUACUACACAUAACCUUUUUUUAAAUGAAUUCUCCUGGAAUAUUUUAUUAUUUCAUUUUAUUUACCAAAUACCAAAUUUGUUUUAUUUCUCACAAUAUGAUCAUGGUCAUUGUGGCUUAUAAUGUAUUCAAGGACAUUCACAAUUUUCAAGUACAAAAAUCACUGUGGUGUUAAUGUGCAAUGGUGGAUACAAACAACAAAAGUGUUAUUGGCAUGUAAAGCCUAAUGAGGCAAUUGUAAUCCCUGCUAUGAUUGUGAGAGUGUGCAAUGGUUUCCGACCCUUGGUUUUAUGACUAAACUUUCUUUUUAUAUUUGAUUUGAAAUAUUAGUAAAUUCUGAAUGUUUUUUCUUUAUAUGCUCUUUAUUUACUGUUAUGAUCUACUGCAGAAAACUCUUUUUUAUUAGAUUUAUCUAUAGUAUUUAAAUGUUUAUGGUAAAAAAUAUAUUUGCUCUUUAUGUACUCUAGAUAUACUUUAUAAACUCUUAUGAUCUACUACACAUAAUCCUAAUGUAAUAUUUCAUUAUUAAAUUUUAUUUACCCAAUAGAAAA
Conger conger (European conger) is the source of this 2258-nucleotide messenger RNA. RefSeq names its product cytokine receptor common subunit gamma-like. Gene Ontology annotation, molecular function: cytokine receptor activity; protein binding. NCBI's taxonomy places the organism in Eukaryota, Metazoa, Chordata, Actinopteri, Anguilliformes, Congridae. The record is from RefSeq and is a predicted model, not a curated record. The transcript is spliced from 8 exons. The coding region runs from base 30 to 1124 and encodes 364 amino acids. Gene Ontology annotation, cellular component: external side of plasma membrane. Gene Ontology annotation, biological process: cytokine-mediated signaling pathway.